Messenger RNA from Drosophila elegans, 4355 nucleotides. It is a transcript of the gene Ca-Ma2d, whose product is annotated as voltage-dependent calcium channel subunit alpha-2/delta-3. The transcript has 11 exons. Gene Ontology annotation, molecular function: voltage-gated calcium channel activity. The record is from RefSeq and is a predicted model, not a curated record. Lineage: Eukaryota; Metazoa; Arthropoda; Insecta; Diptera; Drosophilidae. The coding region runs from base 595 to 4245 and encodes 1216 amino acids. Gene Ontology annotation, cellular component: voltage-gated calcium channel complex.
UCUUCGACGUCGGUGGCACGGAAAAAGGAAAAGCGCGGAAAAUUAUAAAUCGCCCGUCCACAUACACAUAUACACACACACAAAUAUAUACAUAUACAAAAACGACAGUGUGUUCCAUAUGUGUAAUCAAAUCGUUCGGUGCCCCGCCGUUUAUAUAUAGAAAAUUUCAACGCACGCAGCUCUGAGAAAAACUAAAAUACGAAAAUAAAUUACGAAAAUCGUGGCCACUUUUCAGAGGCAAAAACCAAAUAUAUAGAAUCGCGUUUUCCACGGGCUCGCCUUAAUCGCAGUUAUUAUCGCUUAUUAUUAUUCGUAUUACGCAUACGCUCCGUGUGUCGGUUGGUGUGUUUGUGUGCGUGGUGAAGAGCGAAAAGGAAAGCUCUGCUGGCGUCGCAGUCGACGUUGCGACUCCACCCUAAAUUGUAUAUCAAUUUUGAAGGGUUUCUGUCGGGUUUUUCGGAGUGUGUGUUGCCCGCUUGACCGCAAAACGGGGCCAAAUGUCUCGAUAUAGUCCUUACCAGCGAUACCAGUGAGAAUCGAAUCGAACCGCCGCCUGUGCAACUACAAAAAAAAAACAAGGAAAAUGCGAGAAAAAUGUUUGGUUUAUGCGAAAAGUUGAUGACACAUUUCGCUGUCAUUUUGACCGCAUUUUUCCUCUCCCAGCCGCUGUUGUUGUUGCUGAUUUGCGGGCCGCAUGGCGGCAUCUCCCCCUCGACCUCCCCCCACUGGGCAGAGGCCUCGGCGGCGGAUGAAGCCGUUGGCAAAUGGGCCACCCAGUUUGGCGACGAGCUGUUCCAGCUGGCUCAGAAGAUCACCAAGUCGCAGGAGAUCAAGGAGAAGUACAAGGAGUACAAUGCCCGCGUGGAGCUGAAGAAUGGCACCGAGCUGAUCAAGUCGAUCACGAAAAACGUGGGCAGGAUGCUGGCCAGAAAGAUGGAGGCGGUGCGGUGCAUCCAGGAACGGGCGGAAUAUGUGAACGAGAACUUUGAGUUCAAUAGCACCUAUGCCCUGCAGAAUUUUACCUAUAUAUCCAGCAAGUAUUCGCUUUUCGAUAAUAAAAGUUCCGACGAGCUGGAGCCGAAUGAGGCCAAGUACGCCUGGAUGUAUCGAGAGAUGGACUUGAAUCCGGACACUCACUUUUACAACACACCGGUGGACACCGAGCACAGUUCGGUGCAUGUGCCCUCGAAUGUGUGGGAUCGUUCGAAUCGGGUGCUGAAGACCAUCAUGUGGUCCGAGCAGCUGGACGAGGUCUUCCGGCAGAACUACCAGUCCGAUCCGGCCUUAUCCUGGCAGUACUUUGGCUCCGACACGGGAAUCCUGCGGCACUAUCCGGCUGCCCAAUGGACAGACACCAAAACGAAUCGAGACGAUGCCGAUACCUACGAUUGCCGAAAGAGAUCCUGGUACAUUGAGACGGCCACCUGUUCGAAGGAUAUCGUCAUCCUGCUGGAUCACUCGGGUUCAAUGACUGGAUUCCGACAUCACGUGGCCAAGUUCACCAUCCGCAGUAUCUUGGACACCUUCUCCAACAACGAUUUCUUCACCAUAUUGCGUUACUCGAAGGAGGUGGAUGACAUCAUACCCUGCUUUAAUGGAGCCCUCGUCCAGGCCACGCCCGAGAACAUAGAGGUCUUUAACGAGGCCAUCGCCAAUUUGGAGGAUCCCGAGGGCUAUGCAAAUCUCACUCUGGCCUACGAAACGGCCUUCCAACUCCUGCGAACCUAUUACGACAGUCGGCAUUGCAGCACCAAUUCCACCUGCAACCAGGCCAUAAUGCUGGUCACCGAUGGUGUGGCAGGUAAUACCACCGAUGUAUUUCAGAAAUACAACUGGGGCAACGGCGAGAACGGCACCUCGCGAAUGAACACUCGCGUGUUUACCUAUCUGCUGGGCAAAGAGGUCACCAAAGUGCGCGAGAUCCAGUGGAUGGCCUGCCUCAAUCGGGGAUACUACUCUCAUGUCCAAACUUUGGACGAGGUUCACGAGGAGGUGCUCAAGUACGUUGACGUCAUUGCCACGCCCCUGGUCCUACAGAAUGAACAGCAUCCGCCCACCUGGACGCACGCCUUCACCGACAAGACGUACGAUCCAAAAACCUCGAAUGAACGACGACCCCGCCUUAUGAUAGCAGUGGGAGUACCCGCCUUCGAUCGCUUCUAUCGCCACGCCAAUACUACCAAUCCAAGGGCACGUUUGUUAGGAGUCGCUGGUACAGACGUUCCCGUGGAAGAUAUUGACAAGCUGACACUACCCUACAAACUUGGUGUAAAUGGCUACUCCUUUGUGGUUUCCAACAACGGAUAUGUUCUACUGCAUCCGGAUCUGCGACCCAUUGGGACCAAUGGUAAAAUGAAUCCGAACUACAACAGCAUCGACUUCAGCGAAGUAGAGCAUCUUUUCGAGGACAAGAAUCCGCGGGAACCGGGCGAAUCCAUUCUUAAUAUUCGCAAUGCCAUGGUGCGACACGAAAGUAAUGAGUUCAAGGGCAUAUCCGUCAAGUUCCACUACGACAAAAUGCGCCGCGUUUCCGAGGAGAAACAGGACUACUUCUUUGCCCCUCUGCCGAACACCCCGUUCACUUUGGGCAUCGUAAUGCCCAGCGAAUAUGGCAAAACCUGGAUUAAGGUGGGCGAGGAGGUGGACAAGAACAAGCACAUGAAGAUCAAUAUAUCGGAUUUCUUUAUCGGCGACAACUGGAAGGUUCAUCCUGAUUGGGUUUACUGCAAGUACCAUUAUCUAGAGGGUCAUGAGUUCAAAACACCUGAGGCUGAGUUGCGCGAGUUUCUGGGCAAGAUGGUCAAAAACGAUUGGAAGUGGCCAGAGCAAUAUGCCGAGGACGAAUCCGAUUGGGAUGACAAAGAUGAAUUAAAUUGUGGCCGAAAGACGUUGGGUGACGAUGCCUACUAUUGCAACAAGGAGCUGGUGCACCUUCUCAUCUUCGACGCCAAGGUGACGAACUCCAGCUACGGAGUGUGGCGAUUUGAGAGCGAAGAGGAGCGCCAGUUGUUAGAUCGUUUUGGUGCUGAUCUCCGAUUUGUGGCCACCAUGAGCGGCUUGACACGAUGGCAGUUCAUCUUGGGCGAAGAGGAGGUGGACACGGAUCGGGAAUUUGGGGAUUACCACACCACAGCCAUUGAUGAGACCUGGUACAAGAGUGCCAUCCUGCAGCACCACGAGGAUCGAACGGAGAGCUUCGUCUACUCGGUGAAGCAUUACGACGAUCCCAUGGAGGGCGACAAGGUCAAAGUCACCGCCUCGCACGCAAUCUUUCCAAGAGAUGGCGGCAAGGAGGCGCCCGCCUGCGUGGUGGGCUUCCAGUUUGUUCACGAACGCAUGUGGGAGCGAUUCUUCAGCAUCACCUCAGUGGAUCAUUGCGACCGUUGCCUACCCAUCUGCACGGACGAUGAUGUGGAUUGUGUGGUUAUAGACAAUAAUGCAUAUAUCGUGAUUGGCCAGAAUGUGAACACCACUGGGAAGUUCUUCGGGGAAUUCCACGGCGAUGUGAUGUCUGCGAUGGUGGAAAAGGGCAUCUUCCUGAGCAUCGAGGUCUACGAUUACCAAGAGCAGUGCAAGGAGGAGCCAAAAGCGGGCAGCUAUGGCCAUGGUCUCUUACAUCCCCUUCGACUAUUGAGUCUUGGCUGGAAGUGGCUAGUGGGCCAGCUCUUCUUUCAGUACCAAAGGAUUCAGUGGUGGGCUGAUGGAGCGCCAUUUAUGGAAUAUACGGAUGAGAUCGAGGACGAGUACGUGGCCGUGGGCGAUGGAGGAAAAGCUUCGGCUUCCAAGCCAAAGGAGGAUAGCGACGAUGAAAACGCCAUGUUCGAUGAACCCGAACCGGAACCCACUUACAAGGCCUGCGACAUGCGAUCCACUCUGUACUCACUGCAGCCCAGUGCUCUGGUGGGCAUCAAUGAUUUCGUGGAGGCGCCUUCAACGCGACCCUUCCUGGUCAAGAAGAUCCCCAACUCCAACCUGGUCCUGGUGGUGGUCAAUGUCCUGAUGCCGUCGCGCAGCGUUCGCCUGACCACCGAACCCCAGCGGAUGGAGUACGCGAAGGAAUUCCCCUGCUACAAGCUCAACAUGAGCUUCUACGAACGGCGACGCAUCGAAGAGUGCUACACGGAGCACGAGGAUGAGGAACUGUACACCUAUUGCGGCAAUGCCUCGCGGCUGGGUUUGACGCUUCAGCUGCUGCCGCUGACCAUAAUUUUAAUGUUUUACCUGACGCACAGCUUUAUGCGUUGAGGGAUAUGUACACAAAACUAUAUAUUAUACAACUAUUAUGUACUAUAAGCGAGUAGGAUCGGUUUGUUGUUUAUACAUAAAUAUAUUUUUGGUUUUCUAUAGAUUGUAAA